Messenger RNA from Linum trigynum, 2237 nucleotides. Lineage: Eukaryota; Viridiplantae; Streptophyta; Magnoliopsida; Malpighiales; Linaceae. The record is from the annotation of a GenBank genome assembly.
UUUAAAAUAUUAUUUUGAAAAUGUGUAUUUUGGGAUUCUUUCCCAAAAUCCAUCAACAGUGAGAUUUUACCCGGUUUUACCCGGUUUCACCCGAAUUUUAUCGGGUGGAUACCAUGACUGUGCCUUCACAGUUCCCUCCAUCAUGGCAUCAUCCUUAUCUAGCUCUCAGCCCGCACAACGGGCCAGUCCAUUCCCACGAAUAGCAGUUCUCGCAAUUCACCAACAAUCAACCAGUAAAGCUUCAGUCUUUUGAUCGGAAAGCACAAACUCAGCAUCAUGGUUUCCGCAAUCUUCACUUCUCUAGCUCAGUCUUCUAUGCACUGUCUCUCUUCUUCUUCUUCCAAGUUAUCAUCUUCACUGAGAACUCCAGUCGGAAUCCCGAAGUUGGUAGCUCCAGGAAGGUUAAUUCGUAUUUCUAGCCGAGGAUUGCGCCCGGUUUGCUUCUUCAAUUCUGGAGAAGAGAAGUCGAAGACCAAACUUGAGCCUCAGGAGAGUGGAUUGGAUUGGCCAGCUUUGAAGAGAUGGGACGUGCCGUGGGAGUGGCCGACUGUUUCGUUAACAUCACUUGCCUGUGGAAUUAGUUUUAUUUUGACAGGGUUGGUGGAGGUUCAGACUUUGCCAUUUCUGGGAAUUAAAUAUGAACAGUUGAGUUUAGAUGAGAAGGCUGAGUUGUUGUUUGUGGAUCAAAGUCUCACAACAGCAGUUGUAAUUGGAGUUAUGUAUAGUAUUACCAAGAGCUUUGGACCGCUUCCUGAAGAUAUCUAUCGCUAUGAUUUCAAGGAACCCUUCGACCUGCGACGAGGCUGGUUGUUGUGGGCUGGGAUAGGUCUUGGGAGUGCUGUGGUUGCCAUUGCAUUGACAGGAUUUGUUGUCUCCACUUUUAAUGGCGAGACUCAAGAACGUGAGGCUGAUGCUCUUGUUCGGCUUCUUCCACUAAUCGGAUCUUCAGGCAUCAGCACUGGUUUACUGCUAGUAAUCACUGGUGUCCUUGCUCCAAUUUUGGAGGAGAACGUCUUUCGAGGAUUUUUCAUGGUCGCUCUUACAAAGUGGGUUCCAACACCAAUAGCUGUAGUGAUCAGUGCUGCAGUUUUCGCUCUAGCACAUCUAACUCCAGGAGAGUUUCCCCAACUGUUUGCGUUAGGAACUCUGCUUGGAUUUUCAUAUGCUCAAACCCGAAACCUUCUUACUCCAAUUACAAUUCAUGCUUGCUGGGACUCUGGGGUGAUCUUGAUUCUCACCUUGCUCCAGCUCCAAGGAUAUGAUAUCAAAGAAAUAUUGCAAGUAACCCAAUAAGGAUCAGGGCUCUUUCAUAUCCCCUCACCGAGGCUGCUUCUGCUAGAACUUUACUUCCUCUGCGGUUAUGCAUAUGGUUUAGAUGCAUCAUUAAGAUAAUGGGAGAUUUGUAUGAUUGGGGGUUUAGUUUAUAGAUUUCGGCUCGAAAUAAAUCACAUUUCUUUAUGGUCUAGGGCCAAAGUUCAGAUAGUUGUAUAUGGUACGUUCAUGUCGCUACACUCAGUAGCAUUCAUAAUUGUUUUGGCGUUGGGGUGAUGAAUGAACAUGUAGUAGUUGCAGCUUGUAUUGUGUUUGUGUUUGUGUCUUGUAAAAUUAGUACCGCGAAAUCCUUCAACAUGACUAUCCUUCGACUGAAGUGAGACAUGACAGGAGAUCCUUAAAUUUUGUGUAUAGCCAGGCAGGCUUCCUGCGACCCAAAGGUUAAGUUGACCCCAGUAAGUAUCAAUCACAGGGGUCGGUUAGCAUGCUAACCCCCCUAGGGGUUGGAAAAAUGACACCCCUCCUAGUAUAUUAAAUACAACUAUAGAAUUUAAUACACACAUUAAAUACACAUUAGAAAUUAAAUGUACCAUAUUAAUUAGGAAUUCUCUCACUAUUAAAUACACAUUAGGAAUUAAAUACACACAUUAAAUACACAUUAGGAAUUCUCUCACUAUAUUUGAUUUUUCUUUUUUAGCAGUCUCCGACCACCAGACUUCCUCCGACCGCCACACUUCUCCGGUGAAAAUCCCAUCGGCAGACUCCCUCCGACCACCUCCAAAAAAAUACCACUGCACUGAUACGGUGUACCACUGUACUGGUAGAUAUACCACUGUACUGGUAGAUAUACCACUGCACUGAUACGUUGUACCACUGUACUGGUAGCGAUAUCAGUGCACUGGUAGCAAUGUCAUAUCUGAGUAUCAGUGCAGUGGUACAAAUACCAGUAAAGUGGUAAUUAAUGU